Molecule: messenger RNA, 2488 nt
Organism: Drosophila navojoa
Lineage: Eukaryota; Metazoa; Arthropoda; Insecta; Diptera; Drosophilidae
Gene: MED16
Product: mediator complex subunit 16
Biological process (GO): positive regulation of DNA-templated transcription
Cellular component (GO): mediator complex
Molecular function (GO): protein binding
Source: RefSeq, a predicted model, not a curated record
GUGGAGAAUAAAAGUAAACAAAAUGACAAUUUUGUAUAAAGUUGAGAGUCGGCGUGAGUUUGGUAAUGCCAAAGAGGGUAAUGUUUUCCCACACAAGGUAGUGUUGUGCGCUGUCUCCGCACGCAACAUAGUUGCAUUCAGCGCCCUACAGAACCUCUCCAGCCACGUCUAUGUCUGUGACAUUGUGACGCCCUGGCAGUACUACAAAGUCUGCAAUUCGAAGUCCUUGAUCAAUGUGCUGGAGUGGAAUGCGAACGGCGAGCAGCUGCUGCUGGGCUACAUUGGCGGCCGUGUGGAGAUCUGGCAGCCCAAGGAGCAGUCACUGAACGUCUGGCAACUGCAGUUCCAUGCCAACAUACCGAGCGAGGACAUCAUCCAGGCAAAGUUUUUCCACAAUGGCAAAGGCGUCGUAUUCAAUACCCAGAAAAAGGAUCACACCUACUACGGGGAAAAAUUUGAGAGGCUUGAACAGCGGCCCACGCUAACCGGCUUUGGCGGCGUUGCUACCGAGGGCUGUAUACUGCUCACUUCUUCAGGGUUGCUGGCUGCCUUCACGCUGCCCCAGCUACAAAAGCUGGCCAUCAGCAACAACAACAGCGGCGGCCAGGCGCAAGAGCCAACGCCACUUAACAAUGCGAGCAGCGAGCAGGUAGAGUUAUUUCCUGUGACCCACAGCAUUGGCAUCUCACGCAGCUACAUAGAACACUGCAGCAUUGUGGCCAGCGCCAGCGGAGCCCUUAACAUUGCCUACAGCACAGGCUGGCAGCAGCAACAGCAGCAGCAGCUGGUCUAUUGCUACAAAGUCUCGCUGCAGCUGGAGGGCGAGCGCAUCGUCUUCAAAUCCGAGUCGCUGGCCAGCAUAUUCUUGAACACAUUGCCGUCGUCCACGCUGGAGAGCAAGCGCAUUGCGCAGCUGUUGUGGGCGCGAGUGGGCAACGAGGACGUCAUCUACGUGGUCUUCAACGUGGGUGAAAGCGCCAGCUUGCUGGAGCAAUGGACUCUGACACGGCGCCACCAGAGCGUGCACGCCCUACUGCAGCAAUCGGCGACUGGGCCAGCCGCUGGCAGCAAGCCCGUGGACUACGUGCCCAGCGAGAGCUGGGAGCAGGUGGCCAAGUUGCAAUUGAGCGCCCAAAUUUCACAACUGUGCAGCAGCCGCCUAAUCGCCGCAGAUUGCGAGCAGCUGUUUGCCAUAUUGCAGGAUAACAGCGUGCAGGUCCUGGAGCCGGGCACACUAAAGCAGCUGAAUCACACGCAAUUUGAGCACGAUGCUGAGACACGAUUCGUUUGUGGCGACUUGACGCCCACCAGCCAAAUGCUUAUCAUCUUCGACAGCCACGCCCAGCUGCACGCCAUGCAAACGCCCAUGCUGAAGCAGCAUACGAACACCAUGCAGCUGCUGUUGCUGCUGCUCGAGUACUGCAUUGUGACAGGCGUGGACGCCAGCGACGUGCUGCUCCUCAAUCUGGGCAAUCUGGAGGCGCUCGUGGACAAGCUGACGGACAACUUUACGCGCCAGCCGUCGUACGUGCGUCAGUUCUACUAUGCGAACUUCCUGGCUCUGAAAAGCAAUCUGUGCCGGGCCCAACAGCAGGAGUUCGAUAAUCUCAUCAUUUUGCACGCCAUCUCGAGCACGUUUAAGAGUUUGCUGCGGCCUUCGGACCUGGGCUGCCAGGAUAAGGGGCCGGCGGACAAUUUGGCCAUGAAACUGGCCGAGUCAGUGCCGGACGUCGACACAGUGUUGCUGAAUCUGGAUCCCAAGGACUUUACCGUCGAGCCCAUGAUGUUGCAGAGUCUGCAGCAGCUCAUCCAAUGGGUCACGGAUCUGGCGCUCAACAUGCUCAAUCGCCUGCCCGAGGAAGUGAUGAAGAGCAAAUUGUCCGGCAAACGGGCUAGCUACGACAUCAGUCGCGACAUCGUCGCCAUUGGCAGUCUUCGUGAGUUGCUUGUCAUGAUCCGCAUUUGGGGACUCCUCAAUCCGCAGUGCCUGCCCGUGUAUACCAAGACGAUGGAAAACAUCGAUGUGCUGGCCAUAUUGUUCAGGCUGCUGACGCGACUGGCCCAGAAUCCAGCGGAGCCGGACGAGCUGCUACUGGACGAAUGCAGUCUGCUGUCGAAGCAGCUGCUCAUCCCACAGCCUUCCAAACACAAUCCAACAACGCUGCUCAGCGCCCAGGGCUAUGCAGCUGUGAAAUCUGGACAACUAACGUUCACCUCGCUAGUGGAGCCCGUCGGAUUGCAGGAAAUCGAAAUGGAGCAAGUCGUCUUCGCCAAUUUCAUCAAGGAUGGUGUCAGCAAUUUACAAUUGGGUGCUAAUCCGAGCACCAUAAGGAGAUGCGCCCGCUGCGGAUUUGUGAAUAGCGCCAACAAAGUGGCCAAAACGUCUGCGUUGAAGGCGUGGUGCAACAAAUGGUUACAUUGCCACUGCGGUGGCUUCUGGAAGCAAAUCAAUUAAUCAUAACUUAAGAAUAUUAUUAUUAUUAAGAAU